Molecule: messenger RNA, 8808 nt
Organism: Acanthopagrus latus (yellowfin seabream)
Lineage: Eukaryota; Metazoa; Chordata; Actinopteri; Spariformes; Sparidae
Gene: dspa
Product: desmoplakin a
Exons: 24
Coding region: 84-8213 (2709 amino acids)
Biological process (GO): wound healing; cell-cell adhesion; intermediate filament cytoskeleton organization
Cellular component (GO): cytoplasm; cytoskeleton; intercalated disc
Molecular function (GO): structural molecule activity
Source: RefSeq, a predicted model, not a curated record
CAGAGAGGAGCGGAGAGGAGAGGACGGCAAAACUUUAAUUUUUUUUUAAUCCCCCCCCCCCCCCUCAAAAAAACUCUACAAACAUGAGUAUGUACGGCUCCAACCCGAAACUGUACUCCAUGGGCCCGAGGAGUAACUCGCGACCGGAUUUGACGAGCGGGACCUUUCGAAACGAGGUGUUCGCCGGUGGGAACGGCUUCCAGGACUUCCAGGACGGCGGAGGGUACACCCACACCACCUUCACCCGGAGCUCCAUGCACGGCGGGGGGCUCGGGACGAUGAAAAUCAGCGGCGGCGGAGGUGGAAUGAGUGUGCAGGCUAUCCAUCAGAAAGCCAUGUUCCUGACAACCCAGUGUCAAGACUACCUGCAGCGAGCUAAAAUGGUGCUCCACGGUGGCGGUCCAGCGGCGGAUGCAGAGACGCUGCUGGUCAUGGCCUCAGAGAGCAUGGAUCAGAUGAAGCUCUGUGGCAGAGAGCUGCAGCAAAUGCGCGUCCCUAAUGACAUCUUCCAAAAUUUAGAGCAGCUCCAGCACAUGCACGGCGGUCUGCAGCAGCAGCUACUCGGCAGUAAGACCAUAAGACGGAACAGAGGCAGCGUGGGCUCCCUCGACGGGGGGAGGGCCUUCAACGACGCCCUAGGCUGGAUCGCUCAACAGAAGCGCAUGAUCGAGACGGCGCCGUGGGGAGACGACUCCGCCACUAUAGAAAAGCAAAUCUCAAGCCACAGCAGAACCCACAGCUCUCUGCAGAGGAGCCAGGAAGUAGACCGUGCCAGAGAUGAACUGAACCAAAAGGGCGACAGGUACAACCUCCAGAUCCUGGAGCAAGAAUGGGACAGCCUGCAGAAAAUGUCCCACAACCGCGUGAGUCAGCUGCGUGAGCUCCAGAACAUCAUCGAGGAGAUCUCCCGAUCCAUCAUGUGGGUGAACGAGAGGGAGGAGGAGGAGCUCAUGUUCGACUGGGGAGACAAGAACAUCGACGUCUACAUCCCCAAGAAGCAAGAGGGCUACUCGAGAAUGAUGAGCGACCUGGAGGAGAAGGAGAAAGAGCUGAACAAGCUGAAGGUGAAGUCGGAUGGACUCUUGAACAGCAACCAUCCAGCCUCAGAAAAGAUUCAAGCCUACAUGGACACCUUGCAGACCCAGUGGAGCUGGCUUCUCCAGAUCACCAAGUGUAUAAGCACUCAUUUGAAGGAGAAUGCUGCCUACAGCCAAUUUUUCAAGGAGGCCAAUGAAACCUACUCGAAGCUGCAGAAGGAGCACGAGACCAUCCGGAGCAAGUUCACCUGCGACAAGAACACCCCACUGGAGAACCUCAUUGAACUCCUGAAAAACCUGGAGAGAGAGAAGGAGCGAAUCGUGGAGAAUAAGAGGCAGGUCCAAAGUCUGGUCAACAAAUCAAAGUCCAUCGUCAGGCUGAAGCCUCGCAACCCCGAGGAGAAGAGCAGCAGCCCCAUCAUAGUCAAGGCCUUAUGUGACUUUAAACAAGACCAGAAAGGAAUUUUGAGUGGCAAUGAGGGCAUCCUGAAGGACAACUCACAGCGCAGCAAGUGGCUUGUGACUGGACCAGGAGGUUUGGACAUGAUGAUCCCAUCUGUGUGUCUGGUGAUCCCCCCGCCGAACCCGCUCAGCAUCGGCGUCGCCACCAAGAAUGAGCAGUAUUACGAAGCCAUCAUGGGCAUCUGGAACCAGCUCUACAUCAACAUCAGGAGUCUCAUCUCAUGGCAGUAUUGCCGCAAGGACAUCAGUUACAUCAACUCCCUCACGCUCAGCAUGCUGUCCAACAUGCGGCCCGAGGAGUACCGCAGUAUCAUCAAAAGACUCGAGACUCACUACCAGGAGUUCCUGCGUACCAGCCAAGGUUCUGAGAUGUUCGGAGAGGAGGAGAGGAAAACCAUCCAGGGCCACUUUGACAAAGCCCAGAACCACUACGACACUCUGAUAAUCCAGCUACCUUCUUACAGGGAGGGAGGGGCGAAGCCUGAACCCCCAAAGACGGAAACUGCCAAGCCUGUGACUACCCCAAAGCCCCCCAAAGUCACGACCAGCUCCACCCUCAGCCUUACCCUGCUCAGCAGCCUGCAGGAGAUUCGACGCAGGCUGGAGCUGGCUGAGUCCGGUCUCACCAGCCACCUGCACGUCCCCCUGGGAGAAAACAGUGUGCAUGAGUGCUCCGUGCACAUCCAGAGAGUGCAGGAUGUGCACCAAGAGUUGGACUCCAUUCACGAUGAGUACCUGCGACUGAGAGAAAAGAUUAUAAAGCAGCUGGAAGGGAUACCUCCAGACUCCGAGCAAGCCAGGUUCCUCCAGUCUGAGCUGGAAAUCAUCAACCAAAAGCUGGGAGGCCUGCAGGGUCUUUACUCAGCUUACAUCCAAAGACUGUCAGCCCUCAGGGGUUUACUGCAGAGUCUUCUCCAGGCCGAAGACAUCAUUAAAGUCCACGAGGCCCGGCUCACAGAGAAGGAAACCACCUCUCUGGACCUUAGAGAGGUGGAGGACUAUCGCAGCACACUGAGGCUAAUGAAGAGCGAUCUGGAGCAAAAAAGAGACCUGCUGACAGCCCUGGAGUCUGACCUGGCUAAAGCAGUGCACUGGAACGGUCAAGUCUCAGACUCCUUCCACAAGUGUGACGUGGACUUGUCCAAAUACUCGGAACUGGUGGGUCAGAUGUCCGACCGCUGGCGCCGCAUCCAAACCCAGAUCGACAGCAGAAUGUGGGACUUGGAGAAGCAGGAGAAACAGCUGAGACAUUAUCAGCAGAGCAGCACUUCCCUGGAGCAGUGGAUAGACAAUGCCAGGAAGCGCCAGGACACCCUUCAGACGGCUAAGUUCAGUGACAUCCAGACUCUAAUGGAUCACCUCAACCAGCAGAAGGCCCUCCACACUGAAAUUAAAGGAAAGAAGGAGAAAGUAGAUGAUGUGCAUAAGAGCGCAGACAGCUGUGCCGCCUCCAUAAAGGACUACGAGCUGCAGCUGGCUUCCUACAGUUCAGGCCUGGAAACUCUGCUUAACAUUCCCAUCAAGAGAACAAUGCUGCAGUCCCCCGCGUCUGUGGUCAGACAAGAGUCGGCUGAUCUCCAGUCCCGCUACAUAGAGCUACUCACCCGCUCUAGUGACUACUACAAGUUCCUCGGGGAGCUGCUGAAGAACAUGGAAGAGCUAAAGAUGAGGAACACCAAGAUCGAACUGCUGGAGGAGGAACUGAGGCGUCUGAAGGAAGAAAUCAGGGAUGGCAAUCUGAGAAACAAGUCGCUGGAGGAUGACUUAGCCCGCCUCAAACUGGAGCUCUCUCAAGCGAAAGAAGAACUCCUUUCUAUGGAGGAAGUGAAGAGAACCACAGUAAUGCAGGUUACUGCCACCAAGACGAGCCUGGACAGCACACACAGCCAGCUUCAGGAGCUCAAUGACCAGCUGACGCGCGUUAAAUACCAGCUGGAUGAAGAAAAGAGGAAAAGAAGGUUGGCAGAGGAACGCUACAACAGCCAGCAGGAAGAGUAUGAGGCGGCCGUUCGCCGCAGACAGAAGGAACUGGAGGAACUCAACUGGACCAAGAUUGACCUGGAAAAGUCGGUGAAGGACAAGGAACGUGAACUGGAGAGGAUGAAGAUGCUGCUAGAUGAGGAAGCGGCACGUCGACGAGCUGCUGAAUCAGAUAUCUCAAAGGUAAGAACACAGUGUACCCAGGAGAUUAGUCAACUUAAGCAGACAUAUGAGACAGAGAUCCACGUCACCAAGACCACGAUCCUGAAAGCCUCACAACAGAAGGAAGAGGACGCCGCUGAACUGAGACUGCAAGUUGACAGACUCACUGCUGAGAAGAGAGAUGUUGAAGAGGAGCUGAGGAGACUGAGGCAGUCCAUUGGACACACGGAAGAGCAGAGACACAGGGCAGAGCAGGAGGUUAGCCAGCAGAGGGCGUCAGUGACAAAAGAGACGAGGCUGCGCAGUGAGUUGGAGGUUCAGCUGAGAACACUUGAGCAGCAGAGACAAAAUGAUGAGCUCAAACUAAAGGAUGCCACCAAAGCAAAUCAGGAAAAGACCAGGCAGAUCAGCACACUGACAUUUAACCUCGAGGAGGAGAGCAAGAAGAGGAGAGCUCUGGAGAUGGAAGUCAGUCACCUGAAGCAGCUUGAGGCAGAGCUGAAGUCAAAGAACACCUCUUAUCUGGAGGCAAUUAACAAGCUUAAAAUGUCUGAGCAGGAGAUCCGCAUCACCCGGGUAGAACUACAGAAGCAGACCUCUGAGAAAACUAAGGUUGAGCAGGAUUCUAACAAGCUGCAGAGCUGCAUCCGGGAGCUUCAGUGCUCUCUGAGUGGGAUGGAAGCUGAGUUGGAGAAGCAAAAGAAGGCAACGCAGGAGGAGUUUACACGUAGAAAGAGAAUGGAGGCAGAGGUGGAGAGGAUGACCCGUACUUGCAAAGAGCACACCACCACAAUUAACACACUGAAGUCUAUCCAGGUAGAGGUUUCCACCACUGAAAGGAAGCACGAACAGGACCUCAGUGCCCUCCAGGAGGCUCUGGACAAGAGCCUGAGUGAGCAUAAAGUCACCAAGCAGGAAUUGGCAUCAGUCACUGCAGAGCUGAGGACACUCAAACAGAAGCUCCAGCAGGAACAGGCUAAAAUCUUUGAGCUCAACCAACGUAAUGAGAACCUGUACAAGACCAUCGAGGAGAAGAGCCGCCUGCUUAACGACCACACUACAGAGAUCGAAAAGCUGAAGACGCUUACGCAGAACCUGACGAAGGAGAGGCUGAGGUUGGAGGAGGAGCUGAGGGCAGUUAGACAGGAGAGGGAUAACCUGAAGCUUAGCAAGAACGUUGUUGAUGAAGAGAGUGCCACUCAGAUCUCAGCCUUGCAUGUCGAGCUUCAGAAUAGCAGCAAGAGGACCGCGGAGCUCCAGGCUCUCAUCAGCGACCUGACCAAGGAGAGAGAAAAGCUUAAAUUGGAAAUAAACAAAUUCCAGAAGCAAUCGAUUGAGACAUCCAUGACGGUGCAUGAGUUCGAAAGCAAAUACAGUGACCUGCAGCUGGAGAGGGACGGUUUGCUAUCCAGGCUUAAACUGCUGGAGCAGGACAAGACCCGUUACCAGCGCCUGGAAGAGGAGCUCAACCGCAUCAAGCUCACACUAGAGACUGAGCUCCGCAAUAAACAGAGGCUGCAGGAUGAGAAGGAUUCCAUCUACAAGGAGUUCACCUACAUGAAGAGCCAGUAUGAGGUGAAAGACGGCAAGAUUAGGCAGUGUGAAUCAGACAGAGACAAGGCAGAGCGGGAGAGGCUCUCCCUGAAGAGUGAGGUCGAUAGGCUCAUGAGAGAGCUAAAGAGUGUAGAGGAGAGGUACAAGAACCGUCUGUUGAUCUCUGAAAAGGAGGCAUCAGACCUGGCUCACAGGAGAGACGCCCUUGAGAGAGAGAUAGAGAGGCUGCGGCAGAAACCCUGCUCACUGAACAGGUACACCCAGACAGAUGAAAAGGUCCCAACAAUCGAUCCAUCCAAGUUGGUAUUUGACGGGGUGCGCCGUAAAGUCACAGCCCACCAGCUUUGCGACUGUGGCAUAAUCAGUAAGGCCACUCUUGACCAGCUCCUGAAGGGAAAAAAGACGGUGGAUGAGGUAGCUGCAGACAUCCAGCUCAGUCUAAAGGGCACCGGAGUCAUUGCUGGCAUGAUGACGUGUGGUCAAGGUAAAAUGCCAUUCACUGAAGCCAAACACAAGAAGCUCCUGAGCCCAGAGAGCGCCCUCAUGCUCCUGGAAGCUCAGGCAGCAACAGGCUACAUAAUUGACCCGGCAUAUAACGAGAGGAUGCCUGUGGAUACUGCCUGCUCAAGAGGGAUAGUAGACACAGAGGACAGAGACACCUUGGCCACAGCUGAAGCAGCUAGCACAGGCUUCCGUGAUCCAUUCACUGGCAAAGUGCUAUCUGUGGGUCAGGCUUGCAAACAGGGCCGCAUUGACAAAGACACAGCCAUCCGCUUGCUCCAGGCUCAGGAGUCUGCUGGAGGCAUACUGGACCCAGUUCUGAGUGUGUUCCUUCCAAAAGAUCUGGCAUUGGACCGCAAUCUGAUUGAUGAGGACCUCUACAGGGCUUUGAACAAAAAACCCACCUGCUACCUAGAUCCAGCCACAGGAGAGAAGACAAGCUAUAAUGACCUUAGGAAGAAGUGUACCGUAGAACCAGUAGCUGGCUUGCUUCUGCUCCGUGCUCGAGAAGAGCCCAUUAAAGACAUCAAAGUGAAGGGCAUACGUGGUGAAGUGUCCAUCACAGACCUUAUCAACUCUGAACUGCUGGAUGAAACUGAUCUGCAGAAGUACAAGGACGGCACGCUGACCAGCAGAGAAAUUCAAGACAAGCUGAAGUCCUAUCUCUAUGGCAGCACUUGCAUCGCAGGGGUCUAUGAGGAGGCUUCUGACCGAAUACUGCCUUUCUACAAGGCAAUGAAGGAAGGGCUGCUCAUGAGAGGAACCACCCUGGAGCUUCUUGAGGCGCAAGCUUCCUCGGGAUUCAUUGUUGAUCCAGUCAACAAUAUCUUCUUGACAGUUGAAGAGGCCACAAAGAGAGGCCUGGUAGGAAAAGAGUUUAAGGCCAAGCUGUUGUCUGCAGAGAAGGCAGUAACUGGAUACACUGACCCAGCCACCGGAAACACAAUCUCCCUCUUCCAGGCUAUUGAGAAAGAUCUUAUUGAGAAAGGUCAUGGAAUCCGUCUUCUUGAGGCCCAGAUUGCCAGUGGUGGGAUUAUUGACCCCAAAGAGAGCCACCGUAUUGAUGUUGAUGUAGCCUAUAGAAAGGGAUAUUUUGGUAAAGAGAUGAAUGAGAUCCUAACUUAUGAGGGAGAUGACACAAAAGGAUUCUUUGACCCUAAUACUAAGGAGAACCUGACGUAUCUACAGCUGAAGGACAGGUGCAUCAAAGAUCGCAAAACAGGCCUCAUCCUCCUGCCACUCAGAGACAAGACGAAGCCUGUGAAGUCAGAGGAGAGCCGUACCAAUGUCCUUCGCAAGAGGCGGGUCGUGAUCGUUGACCCAGACACUGGGAAGGAGAUGUCAGUGAGGGAAGCUUACCACCGGGAGCUCAUCGAUUACGACACUUUCCUGGAACUGUCUGAGCAGGAGUGCGAGUGGGAGGAAAUAACUAUCACGGGGUCUGAUGGCUCCGCUCGUUUGGUGAUAGUGGACAGGAAAACAGGAACCCAGUAUGACAUCAAGGACUGCCUGGAGCGUGGCAUCAUUGACCAGAGCUCUUUGGAUCAGUAUCGUGCCGGAAAGCUGUCUUUGACCCAUUUUGCUGACCAAAUUGCCGAAAGAACCAGCAGCACUGAGUUGACCAUUGCAGCCAGCAGUGUCGAUGACAUGGUCACCUGCAGCAGCCCCACCCAGCUCGCACCAUCCUCUCCCACGGUCCGUAAACGCUUCAGCAGUAUUUCUAUCACCGUUUCGCCCCCUGACAUGUUUGACGACCACAGCCCUGUGGGGGCAAUCUUCGACACAGAGACCUUGGAGAAAAUAACUAUUCCUGAAGCUCUACGAAGAGGCAUAGUUGACACCCUUACUGCACAGAGGCUACUGGAGGCCCAAGCAUGCACAGGCGGUAUCAUCAACCCUGCCACUGGUGAGCGACUGUCGCUGCAGGAUGCUGUCCAUCAGUCCAUCAUUGAUGACAGCAUGGCCUCUAAGCUGAAAGCUGCCCAGAAAGCCUUUGUUGGUUUUGAGGAUGUGAAGACCAAACGGAGGAUGUCUGCAGCAGAGGCGGUGAAGGAGGCAUGGUUGCCUUAUGAAGCUGGCAAUAGAUUUUUGGAGUUUCAGUACCUGACGGGAGGCCUGGUGGAACCUGGCAGUGGGCGUCGCAUCACCAUCGAAGAGGCGAUCCGCAGAGGCUGGCUAGAUGGCCAGGCGGCCCAGAAGCUUCAGGACACGCGGAACCACCAGAAGUAUCUAACCUGUCCCAAGACAAAACUAAGGAUCUCCUACAAGGAAGCCAUGGACGGCUGCAUGGUGGAGGAAAGCAAUGGUAUGAAGAUGCUGCAGGCCUCCUCAAUCUCCUCCAAGGGAAUCAGCAGCCCUUACAAUGUCUCUAACCCAGGAUCUCGCUCUGGGUCCAGGACCGGCUCCCUCGCCGGCUCAAGGAGUGGAUCUCGCAGAGGCAGUGUUGAUUACUCCUCUAACUACACCUACAGCUACACUUCCAGCACUGCUACCUAUAGCUCCAGCUCUCAGUCUUAAAACAAAACAUAGAAAAAUAAUGAAACAAGACAAGUUAUCACCAGCAGUUCCUAUGCAGUUUGCUUUUCUAAUUUGUUUUCUUUUUUUUUCCGUGCUACCUUUGAGAUUUUGGGAAGUUUGUUUGAGAUCUGAAUCUAAUUUUAAAAUCAUUUACAUAUACACAAGUAAUACACAAGUGUUUGGAUUGUUUGCAGUUUCUGGUGAGUUGGUGCUUGAAUAUUAAUACAUUUAAUGCCGAGUUUAAUUAAUGCUCUUGUGCUAAUGCGUAAAUGUUGAAUGAAUAUAUUAGUCAUAGUUAUUUCAAUAUAAGGCUUUUGUAGAUUUUAACAACUAUGCUUGUUGAGCACAGUUUUACCAUGCAGAUUUAUUAUUUUUUGUAGUAGUUUUUUGCAGCCUGACUUGUGGAUGUUUUCUUUAAUUUUUUGCAAAAAAAAAAUAAAAAUAUAUAUAUAUAUAUAAAAGAUUGUUGGUCGUAGAAAAUGCUUUUGGUUUGAAUUGAAAUACUGACUUGACAAAGUAAUGAUUAACAUGAAAUAUUCCCUCCAGUACGAUGUUAUUCUCAAGUGAUUGCAAAUAAAGUUGUCAUAACAAUCUC